GCUUUAAACUCCACGCGUGUCUGUGUUUGCAUGAUUAAACCCGGAGCUUAUUUACAAACACGUCCAGUUCCCGUCUCACGUGCGCAUCCGUCGAUGCACGCUGGUGAGUAUUUUAUUUUGAAAAGGCAAACCGGCAGUGGCGCCGUUUGUCUCGUGGAGCUUCACACCGGCUCCAGCUGUCAGAGCUCGGUCGGCUCGUAGAGACAGCGGGAUGCCAGGCAGCGCGCUCCGACACACGGCGUCCGUUUUACCGUCGCCCGGCGUCGCCUCUCGGCCACGGCAACUCUGAUGGGCGUUUUCAUUUGCCCUUUACCGUCCUCCGCGCUCGGAUAUUUUCGGAAGCCGCGAAAUGAAGCGAAUGAAUGUGAGCAACAAGAAGUGUCCUGUUGUUGUGCCUGUCUCCAGCAUCUCUAGUCAAGUCCUCUCGGUGGAUGCGGUGCCUCUAUGAUCCUUAGUUGUCUGGAUUUUAUGUAGUGUUCACUAGUGGACUAUCCAACUUUUCCCUGCUUUUUGUUGUCUUUUUCGAGGUUUUCCGUGUGUGAAACAAAGCUUUCGGGAUACACCAACUCCGGAAAACCAGCGACUUGACAUCAGCUCCUGGCGGAAUAACCAUUGUAGCGGUUAUUCGCCUUUACAAGCAUCUUCUCUGGGGCCACGCUGGAAGUCGCCCCCCAUGUGGCCGUCGGGAGCGGGGAGCAGGCAGCCCUGCCCGCGGGAGUCGGCGCUGCGCAGGGCGGCCGUCAGCGGCAACAUCAACGCCCUGCCGCCGCACCACGUCCCCACAGGCCGCAGCGUCCGGGUCUUCAUCUGUGCCAACCCCGACGACACAGAAGCAGAGAGGAACGCACUGAAAGAGCACGUCUACCCCAAACUACGAGACUUCUGCAGGGAGAACUACGGCAUUGAAUUCCAGGUGGUGGACCUGUACUGGGGCGUGGACCCGGAGGAGUGGGACAGCCCCGACCUGCAGCGGCUGCGCAUGAAGCUCCUGGAGGAGUGUCUGAAGACGUCGGCGGGGCCGUGCUUCGUGGGCCUGGUGGGAGAGAAGUACGGCAGCAUCCGAGUGCCGGGGGAGGUGGACUCGGCGGAGUUUGAGAUGAUCUUGGACGCAGCUGUGGAGGCGGGACUGGACACACACAUCUUGGAGGAGUGGUACUGCAGGGAUGAAAACUCCGUACCACCCGCAUACUACCUCAAACCCAAAGCCCAAAUGCUCAAGAACUACCAGAACUCUAUGGAGUCCAGCAGCGUAGCCAAGACCAAGAACGACAAGGCCUGGAGAAACGUGUCGGAGGAGAUCAAGAGGAUUUUCCGAACGGCAGUGCUGCAGCUUCAGGAGAAGGGGACCAUGAAGAGCGCUCAGGCCAAGAAAUUCCUUUGUUCUGCCUUGGAGGAUGAAUUAGACUUCGCCCUUGGGAAACAAACGCCUGCCUUUCUCAGGAAAUGCGUGUGCUACAUUCGCAAGAUCUCCAACUUCGACCGCUUCGCCAAGCUUCCGGAGAUGACCCGAUACAUGGACAUCGUGGUCAGCGGCGAUCGCGUCAUGCGCAACCAGGAAGCCUACGAACGCCUUCUGAAGGUGCGGGAUGAGUUCAUCCCAACCGUCGUCGCUGCCUCCAACCUCCGCGUCUACUCUUCAGUCACCCACUGUGACAUGAAGCUGGGCUACUCUCAAGAAGUGGAAAGCCACUAUGUGGAGGGUCUGUGCAAGCAGUUCUACGAGGACAUGGUGGAUAUCAUCCAAGCCACGGUCCAGCAGAACUUUGACACAGAGACAGACCCAAUGUACGACGAAAUCCUGCAGCACCUCUCCCUGUGUAAAAACUACGCAGCCCUUUACGAAUACAAGACUGAGUCACUGGAUUAUGUGCAGGAGUACCUCAUGCCCUCCAAGGGGAGCAGAAUGAGCCCUCUAGUGGUGUACGGGGGUCCGUGCACUGGGAAGACACUGCUACUGUCUGAGGCUGCCAAACAGGCGUACACGUGGCUGCAGAAAGAGAUGGGCCCUGAAACUGACCCAGUAGUCAUCACGCGUUUUAUAGGCGCCACACAGCUCUCAACAGACCUACGCACGCUUCUCCAGAGCAUCUGUGAACAGAUUGCAACAAACUACCGCUGCCUGAUUCACUUUUUGCCUAACAAGAUCCAAGAGAUGAGGGAGCUCCUGAUCAAUCUUCUAGGGGAGUCUUCAUUCCACAGGCCCUUGGUCAUCAUCCUGGAUGCCCUAGAACAGCUCUCAGAUGCUGAUGAAGCUCGCAAGCUGUGGUGGCUACCCAUACACCUGCCAAGGACCGUCCGUAUUAUAGUUUCAACAUUACCAAAUAAACAUGGCAUCCUGCAGAAGCUCCGACACCUCAUCCAUGAUGAGGGGUAUUAUGUUGAAUUAAUCCAGAGAGACCGCAAGGUCUGUAGCCAAACAUUAAAACAGCAGUUGCUGGGAGUGAAGCGCAAAGUCACCUCAGGUCAGCAGAUAUAUGUGAAUGAAGCACUUGCAAAGUGUACAUUGCCCAUGUUUGUGAACCUCAUUUACAGAGAAGUAGUUCAUUGGAGGUCUCACAAAGAUGUGGAUGACAAGUCUCUUUGCUCAACAGUGCACGAAAGCAUUGAGCAUCUCUUCUACUCAGUGGAGAACAAGUUGGGCCAAAGAUUUGUAUUCAGAGCAUUAGGGUACAUCACCAUGGCCAAAGCUGGACUAACUGAAGUCGAGCUGGAAGAUAUUCUCUCUCUGGAUAACAUUGUUCUGGGGGAUGUGAUUGUGGCAACCUACCUUAAAAACCCUUUGAGGAUCUCAUAUGACUUGGUUGCAAGGCUCAAAGAGGAACUUGAUGGUUAUCUGGUGGAACGUCAAAUACGAAACGUCACUCUGAUGGUCUGGGCCAACCGACAUCUGCAUCUCAUUGCCCAGAAGCUGUAUCUUAGCAAUGAGGAGGACGUGCACCAAAUGCACAGCCUCCUUGCAGAGUACUUCCUUGGUGCAUGGUCUGGAGGCAGGAAGAAGAUCUUCACCUAUGAUAACAACCACUUCACUUCUCUGAACAUAUCGCAUCACAAAAACCCUCACCAUCAACAGUCCCACGAGAAAACAUCUUCUGACAAGUACUCCUAUGACAGACAGACCCCAGAGCAGCCUUGGGUUUUUCAGUGUAACCUCUUGGAGCCUGACAUUUUCUUCGUCAACCAUAGAAAGAUGACAGAGCUCGUGUACCAUCUCUCCCGGAGUGGCCGCACUGAUGACCUAAUGUUCGGUGUCAUAAUGAACUUCAGCUGGCUCUAUACAAUGAUCAAAAUUGGGCAGUUUGAGAAGGCUUUAACAGACAUCGACCUAGCUUACAGCUACACUCAAGAAAAAGAACUGAAGUUCCUGGCUACCACUCUGCGUAGUAUCAAGGUAAAGGUUCUAAAGAACCCUGCAUCACUGUCUGCAGAACUUCAACAAAGGCUUCUGCCAGUUGUCACCUCCCUCCCGAAGCUCAGACAUCUCCUCCUGGAGUGCGACAAAGAUGGCCCAAAGUACUGCUCCAUUGUGCCUCUCCACUCCUCUAUGGAUGUGACUUACAGUCCAGAGAGGCUUCCUCUGUGCUCUAGCUACAUGCAGAUUGUGGACAUCUUGCCUACUUUAGCUCCAAAUAUAGUCCUUGUAGCCUUGGAGGACGGCUCCGUAAGCACCUGGGAUGUAGAGAGCAGACAACUACUAAGACAGAUCGACACAGCCAGAUCUGUUGUGCUGGGAAUCAGACUAACUACUGAUGAAAAAUACCUGGUUGUGGCCACAACCAAAAACACGCUGCUUAUUUAUGAUAAUCACAAGUCCUGCCUUUUAUCUGAGGUUGAAAUCAAGGGAUCCAAGCAUGGUGGCAUAACAGGUGGAGUGGCCUUCAUCAAUGGUUUCACUCUGUCCACCCAUCAUGCCUUGGCUUGGCUUGAGGCCAGUAAAGACGUCAAUGUCAUUGACCUUCUCUAUGGUUGGCCUCUCUACCAGUUCCACUGCUGGUAUGAAGUGACUUGUGUUCAGUGCUCUCCAGAUGGAAUGUAUGCCUUCUGUGGUCAGUACCUCAACACUGCAUCCGUCUUUCACCUGGGAAACGGAGACAAGCUGGCCACUGUGACCUCUGAGUUUUCUGGGGGGUUUGUCAAGUCCAUUCUGGUUCUGGACACGCUAAGUCAAAUGGUGAUGAUUGACAAUGAAGGCAGUUUGUCAGUAUGGAACACCAAAGAGAUCACCAACCCGAAGCUCAUGGAGGAUUAUGACUGUAGAGGGGAUGAGAGUGAAGUGGUAGGUAUUGAGUUAUCUGAAGACCAGCGCUCUGUUCUUAUUUGCAAGGCCAGAAGUAUCGAAGUUCUGGAUACAAAAGUAUGGAAAAUGGUAGAGAAGUUCAAAGCGAAACGCAGUGAACGAUUUGUGGCUGCUGUGCUCUCAAAAAAUGGACAAAGCAUUGUGGCCUCCAUGGAAAACACCUCCUCCAUCUUUGUGUGGAGACGGGACAGUGGACAGUGUAUGGCCAGCCUGAUUGAGAUCUCAGGGGCCAUCGUCAAACUCAUUAAAUCGGUCCACCACAACCUGCUGCUUUCCGUCGCAAGCAGUGGAGUGCUGUCUGUUUGGGACAUUGAUAUAAUCACUGCCAUGUCCAAUAUUGACAAAACAGGCAAAAAGAUCCAAACCUUGCAGCUGUCUGGCAGAGAGGAUUACGUGUUUACAAUGGAUGGUUCAGAGGCUGUCCACAAGUGGAACUUCAGCACUGGCUUUAUUGAGACAGUCUUCAAACAUGAGGGCAUAGUGGAGAACUGCGUUCUUACUACUUCAGGGGAUCUAAUGGUGACUUCUGAUGACAAGUCCAGUCAGUAUAUUUGGCAAACCACCACGGGAGAAAAUAUUUUCCGCAUCAACGGACAGAGAAUAUCUCAACUGCUAAUCACCCACAACGACCAGUUUGUAGUGUCCCUCUGUGAGCAGAACGCCUCCAGAGUCUGGAGGCUUGGAACUGGCCACAAAGUGUGCAACAUUUUAGUGACCCUCCAGAACGCAGUGAUCACCACAGCAAACACAUUCCUUGUGGGGACUUCCAAAAACAAGCUCCUCGCAGUUAGCCUGUGGUCGGGCAGCGUAUCCAAGAAGUUUGUGUGCGAUGACGGUAUUACCAUUGUCAACUUCAAGCUCAUUCCUGACUGCCCUGACUGCGCUGUGUUCAUCACAUCCACAGAGACUGUCUUUAUCUGGAGUGUGGCAGAUGAGUCAAUUUGCAGGCGAGUCCAAUUGCCGACAAACUUUCUCAAAAAUUUAGAAGACUUCCAGAUCUCGCCCAAUGGAAAACUAGGAAUCGUAUCUAAGGGGGAUGAGAAUAUCAAUGUUCUGGACCUGCACACUGGGAAACUGAGGCUUGUCCAUGCUGCUGGUAUAAUCUGGCGACAAAAGUUAUCGAGGGACGGACGGUACCUAGUUUACGUCUGUUUCCGAAACUGUGAUGAAGAUGACGAUGCCGGUGUUGUCUCCAAUCUGAUCGUGAUGCGUCUUGCUGAUGGUAAGAGCAUCGGAACGUGCUCCCUAUACAAGACGCCAACCUUUCUGUCUCUCUCCCAGCGAGCAUUAAACAUCAUCAUUGGAUUUGAGGAUGGCAGCAUCGGCACUUAUACGGUAGUAGACCGCGUCGACGCCGCCCUCAAGAUAAAGAUAGCCACCUCCAACAGCCGACAGAUUGUCAACAAUGCCUCACAGAAGGUGCGGCCCAAGUGCGGGAACCAUUCCUUUAAGACUGUCGCCGACUGCAUUUGGAGGGAGUCGACAGAGGUGUUCUCCAGGGACAGCCCCAUCAAUGUGUCAGACUCUGGCGAAGGUGAGUCAGUCACGCCUACAAAAAAGGACUGAGCAUAGAUGAGUGGAUCACUGAGGUGAUUAAGAUUUGAAUCUCGGGUUGCAGUUGAUUCUUGUUUACAGCCACGUGAUUCAGCUGCAGAUGUCAGCCCUCUGGGUAGUUAAUGGGCCGACAAUUUUAACGCUGCACUCAAAUUAUGUAUUACUUACUUCCAACUUAUGAAACCGUUCGUUUUACACAUUAAGACUGUUAGAUUUUUUUUAGAAGAAUUUAUGUGGUAUUAGUUUGCCAUUAUGUGUCCUUCUGCAUUUGAAGAACAAAGGUAUUAUUGAGACGUCUUAAUCAAGCAUUUCAAAGCCAUUCCAGUGAUUUUAGCCACUUUCCUUUGACACGCUGUAUUCACCUUUAUUUACAUUGUGCAUAUUAAGCCAUAAUGUUGUUCUUAAGAUUAUAUUUAUGUUUGUAUUUACAUCAGUCAGUACUGUACAAAAAGAAAGAACUAUGAACAUAUGUACAUAUCUCUUUUUGGCUGCUGCAAUUUGUGCAACUCCUUAAAAUGUUAAGUUGUGCUUAAUGCAAUCAAAGUGAGUGCCUGGAACUAAAAAUGUUCUUUAUGUGCGGAUUACAAGAUUUAUGAAAAUGCAGGGAAUUUGUAAACAUAGUAUAUACACAUACUGUAUACUUGCAUUAAAGCUAAAUCUGAAUGGUCAGUGUACUUAAAUUUAGUCAACGACAUCAAGAGAUUGAUGGCAUUGCUCUUUGUAAUGAUCGAUCAUUACUUUGUAAUGAUCUGUCAUUCCUUAGAAGUUCCUAGAACAGUUUUCGUAAUUCUGAUGUGAAUUUCUCUGUGGUUUCAUCGAUAUGUAUGCUGUACUUAAGGGAAACACCACUAUGGAGCAUACAGUGUAGCAUAGCACCAUACACGUUCACGCCUUAACCAGUGUACUUGCUUUAGGUUUAGUGGAGUUUGCUCAGAUGUUCCAGUAGAACAGGACAGAGUGAUUAGCCCAGCGUUUUACUGAAACAAUUUGGAGAUGUGAAUAUUUAGAGGUUUAAACUGUAGAUGGAAGCACUUUGAGUGGUUUGUGACAAAAUAUUAGAUUUAUUGAUAUGAAACGUUGUAUAACUAGUUAUUAAGUGAGUUGUCUUAAAACAGGUCUCAGAUUUGCCUGCAAGAAUAAACAAGGCCUUCCGGGUACUUUCAGGCUAGGUUUUUUAUCUACAAAUACAAAUGUCUUUCCCACAUUCACGGACUUGCGUUUGGUUGCAGGUUUCAUGUGAUGAUAUACAAACACAGGUUCUGAAAUUGUUCCUGAGCAAAAUUUCAUGUCCUCUAAUGUUUUCGGACCCUCAUAUGAGCCAAUAGGUGUCUGACUCUGGUACUGUAACAUCGUGAUGAGGAGGAUGAAAUAGAAGCUGAUAAAACAUCACUCCAGUUUAUUUUAUCCUGUUGUAUUUCUCACGAUGACUGUUGUGGCCUUAGUCAUACUACCUUUGCACUUGACACUUCCAUUGUAGAGAUUUGAGGAAAUGAAAAUUGGCACAGAAAACACACACUACUCCAAAUAAAUGCCAUUAUUACUGUCCAUUUACUUUCCAGUCUUUUCAUUUUCUCCGAGUCUGACUAAAGGAAAGCACAGAAAUGUGGCAUCUACAUCCACAACUCUGAUUGAACUAAACUCAUCUAACUGUAACUCACAGCCCCAGAGCUGAUUAAACACCGCUGUAAAUGUUCUCGUUUCGUCCUUUUUAUGCGUGGACAAAGAGAGACUUGCACAAACCAUGUCCAGGGGUGUCUGCAGAUGUGAUGUUUGCUGCCAGUGGGACGCACAUUUUUGUAAUAUCUCACAAAGCUUUUUACGCAUCUGGGGACAUAUCGAUUUCCCCAGUUUGGCAUUAUACAGUGGAGUCUCUAGAACAAAAGCUGUCCUUAGUCAGUGGUCAGGACUGCACCAACGUUAUAAGGAACUCGCCAUAAUGCAUUGUUUUUAUUUGGACUACGUAUACUGUACAAGUUUCUUGUACAAGUUGACAUCUGAGCUUGGACAGAUGACAUUCCUCUCACAGCAGUAAAUGCGGAGUUGGAACAGCACAUCACUGUCCAGUGCUCCUAAUAAGUAAGCUGGAUAAAAAGGGGACUUGUGAUGCUUGAUUUGGUUUUACAUAUUAGUCAAUAGUCUCCAUCAAUACAUUAUGUGAUGUUUAAGUUUAAAGGGCAAACACAUACAUGUACAGUGUAAUCCCUUGAUUUAAAACAGCUAAGAAGAAGGCUAAUUUGAUCUCCGGUUCCUCCCCCCGUUUCUAGACUGCAUCUGUUGUGUUCUUUGGUCGUGACCAUGAGGGGAGUGACUGGUGCUGAUAAUAGUCUUGAGUGGGACACUGUAAACUGUCAAAGCAGACUGUCAGUGCAGGAGACAAAAACUUGCAAACCUGAGAAAACAAAAUACAGAACAUUGGCCAAACUAAAACCAUUUCCCUAACAGUCAGCCUGAAAAGAACAUGGAAUAAAGGAAAUCAGAAAUAGGUAAAAGUAUUGUGCUGUGCCAACCAUCAGAUCAGAAGAGCACAUGAGCGUCCAAAUCCACCCACAGAGUUGUUACAAACCUUUGAAUAUUCGCUGACUGAUGCUGGAUUGUGUCCUCUUUUCUUCAAAUCUUUACAUCUAAGGUGACAAUAACAUUGUGUCAUAAAAGUCACAUUGAUGGGAAACACACAUAACCCACCGUUAUCUGAUCUGGUUUCCUGGUACCUCGCAGGUGCCAGGACGGCAUUUUAAAAAACAAGUCGGUAAUAAUCCAAAAGUUAACUUUGUAAUUUUGAUUUGAGCCAAACCACCUGCAGGCAUGAAACAGAAACCACUCACUUACACAUUGAUAUACUUUUCAAGGGCUAUUCCAUCUUACUGUAUGUUUACUAGGUAUGAACUGUUGAGACUAUGGCCCUUGGAUUAUUUCAAACUGGGUAGCAGCAUCAAGCUUUAAAAUACUUUAUGUCCCCACAUCUGAAGAAUUUCUAAAUUAAAAAGAAAUAUACUCUAUCAUGUAAAUGCCAAAGUCCUAAUAAUUGUUUGUGUUUCAGUUUGUCGUCUCAUUUGUUUCUGAGGCUCGUACUGUAAUUAUAUCGUUACCAAAUUGUUUCAGUGUUUUACUGUGACUAUGUUUAUGAUAGAGAAAAACGUGCUAUCUUUGCUAAAAAGUUGAAAAAGAGUCAUCUUACAAAAAUAUAUUGGAAUGCUAGUUUAAGAGUAUAUUUGAAUGUGUCCUUAUGAAAGCCAGUAAAUGGUAUUAUUGUAUGUUAAGUAACUUGAAUGACUUUUAAUAACUUACAUGUUUGCAACUCAUAGUUGACAUACUGGUAAUGAAUGUUUCUAUGGUAUUCUUUGUAUUGUCAGGACUGACUUACCUGUUUAGAGAUUUAUAUUUUCAUAAAUGUUGUACUUACAUUUUGUUACAGAGUUGUUUAACUGGAUUCAAACAGAAAAGAAACUUAUGUCUGAAGCAAUAUGAAACUGGUGUGUAUGCAUUGUUUGUAUGAAACAUUUUAGUGUAAUAAAAUGGUUCACUUUUUGCCUCCA
Molecule: messenger RNA, 9381 nt
Organism: Betta splendens (Siamese fighting fish)
Lineage: Eukaryota; Metazoa; Chordata; Actinopteri; Anabantiformes; Osphronemidae
Product: NACHT and WD repeat domain-containing protein 2
Exons: 8
Coding region: 674-5860 (1728 amino acids)
Molecular function (GO): protein binding
Source: RefSeq, a predicted model, not a curated record